Molecule: messenger RNA, 2652 nt
Organism: Trypanosoma cruzi
Lineage: Eukaryota; Euglenozoa; Kinetoplastea; Trypanosomatida; Trypanosomatidae
Product: trans-sialidase, putative
Exons: 1
Coding region: 1-2652 (883 amino acids)
Molecular function (GO): exo-alpha-sialidase activity
Source: RefSeq, a predicted model, not a curated record
AUGCUCUCACGUGUUGCUGCAGUGAAGGCACCCCGCACACACAACCGUCGCCGCGUGACCGGAUCCAGCGGGAGGAGGAGGGAAGGAAGAGAGAGUGAGCGGCAGAGGCCCAACAUGUCCCGGCGUGUGUUUACUUCCGCGGUGCUCCUCCUAUUUGUUGUGAUGAUGUGCUGUGGCACUGGUGGAGCUGCGAAAAUUGCGGAGGUGGAGCCAACGAUACCUGAGGAACCUGUACCGAAGUCACCUUUUGGUUGGAGAGAUGCAACAGGUGAUGAAACUGUGAGUUCGCUUCGUGGUCCCAGUCUUGUUGAGGUGAAUGGUAAAGUGUUUGCCGUUGCCGAGGCGCAGUGCAAGAAAGGUAAAACCAGCGUUUUUACUGGCAUUGCAUCCCAACUACUCUCGAUGGAAAAGGGUAAAGGACCGGAAGAGGAAGUGCUGAAGGAUGCCAAGUAUACACAAGUUCUGGAAGAAGACAUUUCUAUGGAGAAGAAGAAAGUAGAUGUGAGCCGACCAACAACAGUUGUAAAGGGAAAUGAUAUUUACAUGCUUGUUGGAAAACACAGCCAUGAAGCUGCCGCUAACUGUCAGGCUGAGACUGAGAAGAUCAAAUCGGGAAUAUUGCUGGUGAAGGGUGAGGUCGGUGAAGGCGGUAAAAAAAUACGUUGGGACGAUACUGACGGUGUACCGUGCAUUCUAGGCGCGAAACACGAAUCCUUGCCACAGCUGAUUGUCGUCGGUGGAUCGGGUGUUAAGAUGGAUGAUGGUACGUUUGCGUUCCCAGUGGAAGGCACGAAGAAGGAUGGCGCAGGAAAGGAUGGGAAGACCGUCUUACUGAUUAUAUACUCCUCGGAAACUAAGAAUUGGAGUCUGUCGAAGGAGGUGCCUGACGAUGGCUGCAGUGAUCCCUCCGUCGUGGAGUGGAAGGAUAAACUCAUGAUGAUGACUGCGUGUGAUGGCCGCCGCAGGGUGUACGAGUCCGAUGACAAGGGGGAAUCGUGGACGGAGGCACUUGGGACACUCUCGCGCGUGUGGGGCAGCAAACAAAAGGGUGGAGAGGUUGAAAUUGUUAGAAGCGGGUUCAUCACAGCGAAUAUUGGCGACGGUGUUGAAGAUGAUAAGAGAAAUGUGAUGCUCGUUACCCUGCCGGUGUAUUCCAAAGAAAACCAAAAGGAAAAUAAAAAGGGUGAACUUCAUCUUUGGCUGACGGACAAUACGCACAUUGUUGAUAUUGGGCCGGUGUCCGGGAACGAUGAUGAUGCUGCCGCCAGCUCCCUGUUGUACAAAAGUGGAGAUAAUAAUGAGGAGUUGAUUGCACUGUACAAGAAGAAGAAGGACGAUGCGGAAUCAUCACUCGGUAUGGUCUCUGUGCGUCUGACUGAGCAGCUGCAGCGGGUGAAGGAUGUGCUGGCGACCUGGAAGAAAGUGGACGAACGUGUCUCCAAGCUGUGCACCUCAAGUGCUGAGGAAGAUACCUCAACUGAAAAUGCCUGCACUACUGGUAAGAUCACGGAUGGGCUGGUUGGCUUUUUGUCCGGCAACUUCUCUGAUGACAAAUGGAAGGACGAGUACCUCGGGGUGAACGCCACAGUAACGAAUGGGGUGGCAACAGGGUAUGCGGAGAAGGGCGUGAGGUUCACUGGACGUGGUGCAGGAGCGGAGUGGCAUGUUGGCAAGCAGGGGGAGAAUCAGCUGUACCACUUUGCGAACUACAACUUCACUCUUUUGGCGACGGUGUCCAUCCACGGUGUGCCGAGGGGAGAUACCCCCAUUCCAUUGAUUGGUGCGAAGAUGAAUGACAGUGAGAAUCCAGUACUUCUUGGACUGUCGUACGACAAUGAAAAUAAGUGGCGUGUGUUGUGCGGCGGAGAGAACACGGAGCACAGCAGUAAUUGGGAGACAGAGACACAGUACCAGGUGGCCAUUGUGCUACAUAACGGCAGUCAGGGCUCUGCGUAUGUCGAUGGUCAGCGUGUGGGGAAUGCGCAACUUGCUUUACAGGAUAUUGAAGGAUCUAAAGGGAUCUCCCACUUCUACAUUGGAGGGGAUGGAGGCAGCGCAGAGGCUCAAGAAGGCGUGCCUGUGACGGUGAAGAACGUAUUACUGUACAACCGCCCGUUGGAUGGCACUGAGAUUACCACGCUUGCCAAAAAUACAAUUACUAAUCCGAAGCCGGAGGAUCCGAAGACACCGACGACAAGUCCUCUUUCACCAGCGGCAAGUGCACCGGAUGUGGAGGUAUCCCUGCACCGGUCUAAUUCUUCCAGGCAACUGCCGUUGGAAGAGGAACCGUUGAGGGCGAAUAUUGGUGCUGGUGCUGGCGGUGUAUCCAGUGCAGUUUCCGUUACUACGACUCCCUCGUCUGAUGCUAGCCCAACGGUGGCGACAGGGAGUGGAGACACAAUGCUGGGAAAUGGAUCACCCCAAACUCCUGAGGUGAGCGUGAGUUCUGGCGAGGAUGGGGAGACAACGGGAGGAACGGAUGGGCAGGAGGGAAUCCAUUCACAGGCCGGGGAAGUAAAGUCUGCGGCACUCAGCAGCAGUCUCGGAAAUUCGUCGCAGGGGAACAACACCGAUGCCGGCACCAUGCGUGAGAGGAGGGCGCUGCCGCUGCUCCUUCUGCUGUUGGGACUGUGGGGGUUUGCGGCUCAGUGA